Molecule: messenger RNA, 1350 nt
Organism: Dictyostelium purpureum
Lineage: Eukaryota; Evosea; Eumycetozoa; Dictyosteliales; Dictyosteliaceae
Exons: 4
Coding region: 1-1350 (449 amino acids)
Biological process (GO): mRNA pseudouridine synthesis; tRNA pseudouridine synthesis
Cellular component (GO): cytoplasm; nucleus
Molecular function (GO): RNA binding; pseudouridine synthase activity
Source: RefSeq, a predicted model, not a curated record
AUGAAUGAUAUAAAAGAUUAUAAGGAUAAAUCAUUUCUUGAUAAGUUAUCAAAAGAAGAAUUAAUAAACUAUAUACUUUCAAAUAAUAAUGAAAAUAAAAAUAACCACCAAAAUAAAAAUAACGAAAAUAAAAAUAAUAAAAAUGAUAGAAUAAAAAAAAAAGAUAAAAAGCCAAAUGUAAAUUUUGAUAAAUGCCAUAGAAGAUAUGUUGCAUUCAAGGUUUCAUAUGUUGGAUGGCCAUACCAUGGUUUUGCAGCACAGGACUGCACUGAUGAAACAAUCGAGGGUCAUCUUAUUAAAGCAUUAAAAAGAACAAGUUUAAUUUCAGAUAUUAAAACCUCAAACUAUGCAAAAUCAGGUAGAACUGAUAAAGGUGUGUCAGCAUUUGGUCAAGUUAUUUCACUUUAUGUUAGAUCAAAUUUAACUGAGGGUGAAGGUAUCAUUGCACCAUUAGAUCAAUCAGGUGGUCCAAUUUCAAAUAGACCAAGUAAAAAUAAUAAUAAUAACAGCAACAGCAACAAUCAAAAACAACAAAAUAAAGCAAAAGAAGAAUUCCCAUAUGUCAAAAUGUUAAAUGGUGUUUUACCACCUGAAAUCAGAGUUUUGGGUUGGGCACCAAUUCCAUUCCAUUUUAAUUCAAGAUUUAGCACACUUUUUAGAACCUAUAAAUACUUUUUCACAUUAAAUAAUAUGGAUCUAAAUUUAAUGAAAGAAGCAGGUAACCAUUAUUUAGGUGAACACGAUUUUUCAAAUUUUUGCAAGAUGGAUAUUGAAAAUGUUAAAAGUUUUAAAAGGGUUAUAUUGGAAUUUUCAAUUGAGCCAGUAAAUAAUCAUAAUGAUCUAUAUGUAGCAACUAUCAAGGGGUAUGCAUUCCUUUGGCAUCAAAUUCGUUGUAUGAUGGCGAUGUUGUUUUUAAUUGGUCAAAAGAAAUUCCCUGUUUCAAUUAUACCAGAAUUAUUAGAUACCUCAAAUGGUAUUACCAAACCUCCCUACGAAAUGGCAUCUGAAAUACCUUUAGUUUUAUUUGAUUGCGGUUACGAGGAUUUAGAAUUCAUAAUUGAUAAUGAUGCUCAAGAAAGAACAUUAAGUGUUAUGAAUAAUCUAUAUAAUCAAUUUUUAAUUAAAUCCCAAGUUAUUAAUUUAAUGAAAUCAAACUUAACUUUUAUAAAUAAACCUAUUGAAGACAACACCAACUCAAAUAACAACAAUAAUAAAUUUAAUGGUGAAAAAAGGAAAUCUUUAACCGAAAGCGAACAAUCAGAAAAUAAAGGCGACAGUUUACCAACCGAAACUAGUGUAACCACCACAAAUGUAUCUAUUGUCGAAAGACCAAAAAGACAAAAAAAUUAA